AUGUCGGAAUAUGUUUGUUUUACAGGUGGAAGAACGAGUCCGAGGGCGUUAUGGCCGAAAUCGCAUGUACGAACAGCGAGGAGGUUGAGUACGUCCAGUGCGCCCACUGUGAUAUCAUCUUUAUGAACAUGAAGUAUUGUAUAGAGCAUAUGAACGCCGUGCACGAGGCUCAGAUGCAUUAUUGUCAGUAUUGUAAGCUAAUAUACCACGGACAGGAGAAAGAUUUCGACGAGCACACGUUCGCUUGUGGACGGCACAACGAGGACUACAAACAUCCGUACGAUCCCGUUGAAGACUACGAGAAGAAAGGGGAAGCACCCAACGAAGAAACGCCCGCUACGGAGAACGUAGGGGAACCGUUGUGUUUCAUUUGCAAUCUAUGCGGGAGAAAUUUCACGAAGAAGUCCGAAUUAAAGAAGCACAUCAAGAGACAUUCCGACAUGAAUCGAGACCACAACCCAGACGAGACGGAGCUUGUAAAUAAAGCUAAGCAGGUCGUCAACGAUCGCGUAUCUUUCAAAUGCGACACGUGUACGAAGGUUAUGUUCACGAAACGUGGUUUCUUGCGUCAUAUUAGGGUUCAUUCGGAUAAACGACCCUGCACGUGCGAUUUGUGCGGGAAAUCUUAUCGAAUCGAGCAAGAUCUGGCUAGACAUAUAAGGGACGUUCACGAGGGAUUGAAGAAGUACGCAUGCGACAUAUGCGGUCGCGCGUUCGCCAGUAAAGGAGCAAAAGAUGACCAUCGUAGGAUCCAUACGGGUGAACGUCCGUACGCGUGCGAGCACUGUCCGAAAAUGUUUCGGACACUGAAUUCCAUUUACAUACAUAAUCGUGUCCACACGGAUUACAAACCUCACAAAUGCUCGUACUGCGGCAAACAUUUUCGAAGCAGGCAAAGGUUGACCCAUCACGAGACCACGCACACCGGCAUCAAAGCCUAUGCCUGCGAGAUCUGUGGUAAAACAUUCUCGGUCAAAGGAGAGGUUGUACGACAUCGUGCGAUACACAACGAAGAGAAACCGUUUGAUUGCAAGUGUGGUAUGAAAUUUAGCCAGAAGAGGUAUCUGAGAAAUCAUAUAAAACAGCAUCACAAAGAGGCAUCUUCUUGGUUGCUGGAAGAGCUACUGGGAAAUAAUACCUAA
Messenger RNA from Dufourea novaeangliae, 1142 nucleotides. Its product is annotated as zinc finger protein 239-like. The record is from RefSeq and is a predicted model, not a curated record. The coding region runs from base 51 to 1142 and encodes 363 amino acids. The transcript has a single exon. NCBI's taxonomy places the organism in Eukaryota, Metazoa, Arthropoda, Insecta, Hymenoptera, Halictidae. Gene Ontology annotation, biological process: regulation of transcription by RNA polymerase II. Gene Ontology annotation, molecular function: RNA polymerase II cis-regulatory region sequence-specific DNA binding; DNA-binding transcription factor activity.